Messenger RNA from Cyprinodon variegatus (sheepshead minnow), 1335 nucleotides. Its product is annotated as gamma-aminobutyric acid type B receptor subunit 2-like. Gene Ontology annotation, cellular component: membrane; G protein-coupled receptor heterodimeric complex. The record is from RefSeq and is a predicted model, not a curated record. The transcript is spliced from 10 exons. NCBI's taxonomy places the organism in Eukaryota, Metazoa, Chordata, Actinopteri, Cyprinodontiformes, Cyprinodontidae. Bases 1 to 1335 code for a protein of 444 amino acids. Gene Ontology annotation, biological process: G protein-coupled receptor signaling pathway; gamma-aminobutyric acid signaling pathway. Gene Ontology annotation, molecular function: G protein-coupled GABA receptor activity.
AUGUUUGUGGACAAAGUUUACUCAAAGCUACAGGAUGAAGACGUGCGCAUCAUCGUCGGACAGUUUGAGGCCGGUUCUGUGACGGAGGUGUUCUGCUGUGCGUACAGGCUAAACCUGUUUGGACCUCGGUACCAGUGGAUUCUAGCGGCUGGAGGAGCCUCUGGAUGGAUGCUGGGAUGGAAACCCUCGGCUUGUUCUGCAGACAGUCUGAUGAUGGCUUCAGACGGAUCCUUCAGGCUGCAGGUCCGACAGUUAGGAAACGCCAACACCCCUGGAGUCUCUGGACGGACUCCUCAGGGCUACCUGGAGUCGUACCUGGAGCAGCUGGUGCUGGACGGGUCAGGGGUCAGCCCCCUGCAUGCCUUCGCCUACGACGCCGUUUGGGUGGCUGCCAGGGCCCUGGUUCAGGUGGCGGAGGCGGUGAAACUCAGAGCGAAGUACGGUUCGCUGAGGAACGUCUCGGUUAAUGAGGAGGAGAAGGUGAAGCUGCUGCUGGAGGCGGUGAAGAACACCCACUUCGAAGGAGUCACAGGUCCGGUUUCCUUCCGGAACGGGGAGAGGAUGACGGUGAUGGAGCUGAUCCAGUUCCAGGGGGACGGAGGAGUUCUGGUGGGAGAGUUCAACACGACCACCCAGCAGCUCCGAAUCACCACCCAGCUGCUGAAGUUUAAAGGUUCUGGACCGGCCAAGGAUCAGACCACGGUCCGCCUGCAGCAGCGCCGUGUCAGCCUCCUUCUCUACGCCGUCAUCUCGUCAGCUGCUGCUGGAACCAUUUUCAUCUCCCUCAUCUUCCUCUGCAUCAUCCUCGUCGGCCACAGGCGCCGGCUGCUGAGGUCCGGAAGUCCGUCCCAGGACCAGCUGGUUCUGCUGGGCCUCAUGCUGACUUCCUCGUCGGUCCUGUGCUCCGGGCUGGACAGAACCUCGCUGCCGGACCAGACGUUGGAGAUCCUCUGCUCGGUCCGUCUGUGGACUCUGUCAGUGGGUCACACCGUGAGCUUCUCUGCGCUGUUCACCAGAACCUGGAGGGUCUACUCUCUCUGCAGGGUCCAGCAGAAGCAUCGGACCCAUCUGAAGGGAACCGGCUUCAUCCUGCGCUGGAUCCUCCUGCUGGAUGUGUUGGUUCUGACCUCCUGGCAGAUCCUGGACCCGCUCAGAUGGGCGGUUCUUCAGAGCGGCGUGGAGGUGAGAGAACCGCCUGACCCGGUCUUCAUCUCCGUCCCUCCUGACAGCCAGAAGUUCUGGCUAAUUCUUCACCCCAGGGGCGGAUUUAGGAAAUGUGGGGCCCUAGGCAAAGACAGGCAGGGGGCCCCUGUGAAUGGAGAAGACAUCACAUAG